GGCAACACACAAAUGUCUAUGAAUUUGACCCCGAAGCUCGUGUCCCGAGCAGAAGGAGAGUGUGGUGUAGGGCCUAGCCCUUCGUUUUUAAUUUUCAUCUCGUUGAAAAUUGUGUAAAAUGGGCACAUAAUAGAUAUCGGCAGAAAAGGAAAAUUGUGCUCAAAUUUAAACACAGUAAGUUGCUUAUUUGAACUGAUAACAUAAGUAAAUUGUUUCAACAUGGCCAACCCAAAUCGUGAAAGUGUUAGCACUCGUUUCUCGGAUAACUACGAUCUGAAGGAAGAAUUAGGAAAGGGAGCGUUUUCAAUCGUAAGACGUGCUGUACAAAAAUCGACUGGUUACGAAUUUGCUGCCAAAAUAAUUAAUACUAAAAAGCUCUCAGCUAGAGACUUCCAAAAGUUGGAACGUGAAGCAAGAAUUUGUCGAAAACUGCAGCACCCCAACAUCGUGCGACUUCACGACUCCAUCCAAGAAGAACAUUUCCAUUACCUCGUCUUCGAUUUGGUUACUGGCGGUGAAUUGUUUGAAGACAUUGUAGCACGCGAAUUUUACUCUGAAGCUGACGCAUCUCACUGUAUACAACAAAUUUUGGAGUCUGUACAUCACUGCCAUCAUAAUGGAGUUGUACACAGAGAUUUAAAGCCUGAGAAUCUCUUACUGGCUAGUAAAGCCAAAGGUGCUGCUGUCAAAUUAGCGGAUUUCGGCUUAGCUAUUGAAGUGCAAGGUGAUCAGCAGGCAUGGUUUGGUUUUGCCGGUACUCCGGGUUAUCUCUCACCCGAAGUUCUCAAAAAAGAACCUUACGGCAAACCAGUAGACAUUUGGGCAUGCGGCGUGAUUUUAUAUAUAUUAUUGGUUGGGUACCCACCUUUUUGGGAUGAAGAUCAGCACCGACUUUAUGGACAAAUUAAAGCUGGAGCUUAUGAUUACCCAUCGCCUGAAUGGGAUACUGUAACGCCUGAAGCAAAAAGUCUGAUUAACCAGAUGCUGACUGUCAAUCCCAGCAAGAGAAUUACGGCUUCGGAAGCAUUGAAGCACCCAUGGAUCUGCCACCGCGAGCGUGUCGCGUCCGUCAUGCACAGACAAGAAACUGUGGAUUGCUUGAAGAAGUUCAAUGCUCGUCGCAAGCUGAAGGGCGCCAUCCUAACUACCAUGUUAGCUACUCGAAACUUCUCAGGAAAAUCUAUGGUAAACAAAAAAGGCGAUGGAUCGCAGGUUAAGGAAUCGACUGAUAGCAGUACUACGUUGGAGGAUGAUGACUUGGACAAGGACAAGAAGGGCGUAGAUAGAGCGUGCACCGUGAUUUCUAAGGAACACGAUGAAGAAGCUUUAUCAAAGGCUGAUUCUUUCGGAAAAGCUCGCGGCGACAGCAAUGCUUCACUGCGACGGGCAGAAGUCAUUAAAAUGACUGAAGUACUCAUUGAUGCCAUUAAUAAUGGCGACUAUGAUACAUAUUCCAAGUUGUGUGAUCCUAAUGUUACUGCGUUUGAUCCUGAUGCACUAGGAAAUCUAGUGGAAGGUGUAGAGUUCCACAAAUUCUUUAUUGACAACACUCCGACUCACGUCAAAACCAAUACAACAAUUUUAAAUCCGAGAGUGCAUCUUCUCGGCGAAGACGUAGCAGUAAUAGCGUAUGUAUGCGUGACACAAAGUGUGGAUGCUGAAGGCCGACGAGCUACCCAUCAGUCUCAAGAGACUCGUAUUUGGCACAAACGCCACAACAAGUGGACAGCGAUACAUUUCCAUCGCUUAACUAGCCCCUCUCCCUUUAAAAUCCCUGAAGCCAAAGGAGAAAGGUCUCACUAAGAAAAAUUUGUGCAAUGGCGACAUCAAUGCAACAAAUGUACGCGACUUAAAGCAUUAGACACAUUUGGAGACCAUUUUAAAUGUAUCCUUCGGCAAAGGUAUAAAAAAAUACUUAUUAACCAAUUCUAUGAAAAUUUCACGAAUUUUAUUAGAACGUCUUUAUAAUCCCUGAAAAUUAAGUUAAUACCUUAAAAAGUCUAAAAUUAUUAUAACCACAUGAUUAUGAACAACAUCAUAUAACCACAGUUCGUUUUCUAGAUUGAUUCCCAAAGUAAAGUUUAUCCAUGUGGCUAAAAUGUGAUACAAUUAAAAAAUAUCCAAUGCUUUGUGCUAGUUAUAUUAGUGUACAAAAUCCUGAUCUCGGCCACGAUCGAAGAUGUCAACGAAUAACGAGACAAGUUGCUGAUCAACAGUAUAAGAAAUCUCAAUCAAUAUUGGAUCUGAUAGAAAUGAAUCUACUUUAUAAGUAAAUAAAAUCAACAAAAAAAAUUCAAGGUUUAGAAUUAUUACUUAGCACAUUUCUCAGUAAGUCUCUCUACAUUUUUAACUAUGAAUGUUUUGUCGUGCUUAAAAAUGGUGUUCUAUUUGUUAUCAAAUACCUAGUUAGUAAGGUUUAAGUAACUAAUAAAUCAUGCAGUUAUUGGCACUAUGAGUCUAUCUUGCGGUGAGUUAACUUUCUAGUAGAUUAUUAAAUUUUAACAUUUUAUCUACUUUAGACUAUCAUACAUAACUGAGUUAGAUUUGUUUUCCACUAGUAGCAACUUUAACUAGUGCGGAGUCCUAACUUUAUUACAUUUUAAGUGGAUUGAUAUCAAUUUUGUCAAUUUUUAGAUUUUAAUGUUGUUAUGAUUGUUCCGCUUUUAGCUUUCUUACUUACACAAGUAACUUAUCAAAGGUAUCCUACGAGAUAACCGUAACAGUGUUAAUUGAAAUUGACUAGCGUGAUUCUAACUAAUAUGUUAGUGUCCGUUAGUCGAGUUGCAUUGAUUUACAAUUUGAAUUGAUAAGUUACGUUACUGAUUUUGUACCUGAUUAUCAUGAUCAAUGCCAUUAAAGUUGAGAAUAUAGCUAAUUGUUUUAAGUGAUAACUGUGCAAGAGAAAGGUCUGAUAGGUCGUUUUUCUACAAAUUAAAUGUACUUAAUCAUUAUGAGGAGCUUUGUCAACCGUGAUAUUAAUGUAUAAAGAGGUGCGUUUUUUGCACAGUUUCACUUACGAAAUGUGCUCUAUUGGAUCUGUAACUGUAAGUCUGCAGUAAUUUCAGUAUUUCCUAGAAGUAAAAUUAGAUAUAAAUGACAUUUAACCAUGUUUUUUACAAUUUUGUAAAAUAUUUUAGUAUAGUUAGCAAAACUUACGUUAAUAAACAUCAAGGGAGUUGGAAUUGUAAUUAAUAAAAUGGAUCGCAUAAUUAGUAAAUUGUUGAAGUGAUAGUUUCACUGUAUCCAGAGUACAUAGUUGUGCCAUUAUCAUUGAAUUUAGUGCCAAUAACUGUAAAACUAAAAAUGUAUUCUAGUCUUUAUUGUUACGCAUAUUUAGUAUUUAAUCGACGUUUUUAAAUUAAUUUUGAACAUAUACAUAAAUAGUAACUUACAUUGUGUAUAUAGAUAGAUAUUGAUUUGCACAUUGCAUGUUUAAAAGUGUCGUCUUUCAAUACCUACUAUUAUAGAGCUAAUAUUAAUAUUUUUUCUUGAAAUAACUUAUUUACGUGCGUUAUCUAGUUCCCUUAAAUUUAUUUAUUUAUCAAUAUUUUUGUUACUGGAUCUUGAUUAAUGUUAAAUUAUAUAAAAUAAUAAUAAAUACCUAUAUACUUAAAUGUCACACAUGUAUUUAAAUAUUGUUGUUUGUCACACUCUGAAAAUAGGCGCAUGUGCUGUGAAUAAUUUAUCAUUGGCCAAUAGUAUUUACCUAAGAGAUAAGUUCGUUAUUUUAGGGGAAAAUACAAGGAGCUAAAUCUGGUCUAGAAAUAUAUGUAAAAAGGUAGAAAGUGCCUGAAAAUAUCUACCUAUCUACCUAAGUAUUACGUAGGAACUUAUGUCCCUACACGAUAUAGGUACGAAUUCUAGUCCACAAAUUAUAUUUCUAGAUUGUAUAGCACUACCAAGCAUAAUACCCAGCUUUGUACGAAAAACCCAAUAACAUACCUAUUUAACUCAUUAGUUCCUACUUAUUAUCUGUUGCCAUCAUACA
Molecule: messenger RNA, 3988 nt
Organism: Ostrinia furnacalis (Asian corn borer)
Lineage: Eukaryota; Metazoa; Arthropoda; Insecta; Lepidoptera; Crambidae
Gene: CaMKII
Product: Calcium/calmodulin-dependent protein kinase II
Biological process (GO): protein phosphorylation
Molecular function (GO): ATP binding; calcium/calmodulin-dependent protein kinase activity; calmodulin binding
Source: RefSeq, a predicted model, not a curated record